Temnothorax curvispinosus is the source of this 16293-nucleotide messenger RNA. RefSeq lists its product as uncharacterized. Lineage: Eukaryota; Metazoa; Arthropoda; Insecta; Hymenoptera; Formicidae. The record is from RefSeq and is a predicted model, not a curated record. The transcript has 4 exons. Bases 162 to 11360 code for a protein of 3732 amino acids.
UUCCUUCUUUUUUUUUCGCGAGCAGUCGUGUCCAAAAUGGCGUGCGUGUUGUGAGCGAUGUUAUCGUGCAGGUAGCCCCCUGCUUUUAAUAUUUGGAGAGAUCUCUGUGAACAAGGAGGACAGGAUGUAAUCACAGCAAAAUAAUAGCAAAACAAUGUACAAUGAACUACAGUGGAAGUAUGCCAGAUUGGCAUCAAUAUAAUCCUCCACAGUCAGGAAUAAACGACGUAACAUCGACCGCUCAAAAUGUCAAUUCGGGACACCUAUCGUUUAUCUCCAGUAUUACCAAUCCGACCUGCCCGACGCAGUUGAACGGUCUGAAUCUCAGCUCGGAGGGACUUGAGAAACACCAGAACGAUCCCAACUUCAAUCCGAGGCACUUUCAGCCGCAUCUGUCGAGCAACAUCUCGCACGGCCACAAUGCCGCCGACAACAACCCCCUGGCGUCGAUGGUGCAAAUGCAGAAUUGCAUUGGCCACUAUGGGCCUUCGAAUACAAGAAAUCCCAUGGCGGACAAUCUGAAUGGUCCUAUGGACCCGAGGAAUGCCGCGAUAGGCGGUAUAAACGAGGAGCUAGGCUAUAGAAAUAAUCAGGUGCCUUUAAACGGGCCUAUCUCGCAUCUAAAUGGACCAAACGUGAUGAAUAUGAAUGCGCCGCACGCGUCGAUAGGGUCACGAAACACCAACGUGAAUUCGCACGCCGCUAACAGGACGGGCCCUCCGCCGUCCUUCGUCCCCUGUAAGGGAUUGUGCUGCAAUCCGGAUCCCAACAUGAGCUAUCAGCAGUGGGAGAAGUACUGCUCUUAUCAGAACAACGCGUCUUACAGGGAGAACAUUCGCUCGUCCGCCGGAUAUCAAGCGGACGCUCGACGAUUCGGAAACGAGUACAAUUUCAGGAAGGACAAUUUUGAUGGCAAGGAGAUUAUGUCGCCUAUGGCGCCGCCGCCUAACGGACCUAACGCAGAUCCUCACCGGAGGAACUUCCCUGAUUUCAAGUAUCGCAAGGACCGCAUGGUCUCCCGCAGCUAUCCGUCAUCCUCGGGCAUGGUACAGAACUACCCCAUGCAAAACUACAAUUACACGGGAGAGUACCAGAAGUAUCCUUACAACGUAAAAGAGUAUUCCAAGAUGAGCGGCAUGAACGUAGCGAAUCAGGGGAUGGUUAAGCAUCCGGAGCAGGGAUUUACGAUGCCACAGCAGAAAUAUAACAAGCAGGUGCCGUAUCAGACCGGCGGCGCCAUGAUGCCGACCAGCAUGCCGUCCACGAAUGUUCCGAACCCGAGUAUGAUGCCAUCCACGCAGAAUACUUACUUCAAUUCACAGUACCCGAGGAAUUUGAAGACAGACGGUACGCAUGACUGUCAGGAGGCCGCCGACAACGGGUCUAUGGCGAACAGAAUGCAAACGAAUGCCACGACUAUGCAUACUCCCUCCCAUUCGCGGUAUCAGGUAUUUCACCAGCAACUAGCGAUGCAGAGAUUCGCGGCGGAGAAUAAUCUCAGGGAGCUGGCGAGGACCAUACCCGGGUACCAGUCGCAUCCCAAGUAUAAGGAAUGUGUUCAUAGAUAUAAAGAUCUAUUGAAAUUACAACAGCAGGCUAUCACAUAUCAGGGACAGAUGCAGCAGACUCCGUGCGUCGCCGCGUCGACCGUCAAUACCUCUGCUAUCCCGCAGGUAAAUUUUCAAUUCGAUCAGAAUGGCGUUUUAAUCAAUGCCAACUACGCGCCCGAAACUUAUCCUAGAGUGCAACAAGCUGUGAAUUCUCAGGCGCCAAUGGGCAGUCCGGUGGACAAGCUGGGCAAGCAGGACGGUAAUAGCGUCCCCGAAAUGGCGAAUCGCAACGUCCAGAAGCCGGAACAAAUGGUAUCGCAACAACAUGACGGUCACGCGACCGUUUUGUGCGCUGAAAGUAUGCAGAAGCAAGACCGAUAUCCCGCGCAAAAGAGUCUCGAUCAGAAUCAGUUUGAAGUCCAGAAAGGAAGCGAGCGUUUCGACAAUCUGGCUGCGAACGCGAGCAACACGGUUGUACAGCAGAAAAUGUCUAAAGAGUUCGCCGACAAGCCGGAGCUCGACGUACGGCAGUUUCUCGCCAACUGGGAUGAAUCGGAGGACGAGGACGGCGCGGGUACCAGUUUGUCGAGCGCCAUUCUAAACGAGUCGACACCGGUGGUAAUUGUGGGUUACGAGAAUGUCGAUUUCUCGACGAAGACGUUGGAGGGCUUGAAGGUCUCGAAACCGGAGGAGAUCACCCCGAACGUGAUAACGUUUGAGAAUCAGGAGAAGAGCGAUAGCGGCGUGGUGCCGGCGCAGGACUGCCUGACGAUAUCCUACUCGUCCGCGGAGAACGUCGAGAUCGCGAAGGACCUGACGUGCAACGACAUCGCAAAGAAAGCUAUUGUACAGCCGGGAAGCCAUAUCAUACAGUGCAUAAGCAACGGGCCUGACGAGGUACCAACGAUACACAUAGUCGACAAUUUAGAAAUAGGUAGUAUUCUGCAGGUCACCAACGGUCAGGUCACCGAUACUCUGGAGAGGCAAGACGCGGUGUCGUUCUUCCAAGAGGGAACGGAAGUCGAGGUGGCCGCGAUAACUCUUGAGGCAGACAAAAUCAAGAAGAUCGACACCAGCAGCACGACCGAGCCGACCACGACCGAGUACAACGCCGAUCUCGGGAACCUGAGCAAGGAGACAUACGUCGUCGAAGGUCCCUCGCCGCUUAAAACGGUGGUGAGUACGUCGCAAACGUCGCGGGUAAGUGACCAGGCGCUCGCUGUCCUGCCUACAUCCGCGAAGGACUCCGCCCGAGAUACGAAUUUGAAGAAGCAGAACAGUUUCGCGAGCGAGGAAUCUCAUAAUCCGGACGAUAUAAGCCUGCCGGACCUCGCUACGUCUGAAUGCACCCCGAUCUCCACCACGCUGAACACGCCGAUCCAUUCCGACAACGAGGAGUCGUCGGAGCGCGUCGAGGAUCUCACGAUAUCAACAAAUCCGAUCGAGAUUAUACCGAACAGUCCCAUGAUCAGUUUUACACAAUCGCCGACGAAGGGAGAGCCCUACGAUCACCUAGACGGCGAGGGGACCGCCAAGAAUAAAUCAGCCGAUUCAUUAGCAGGUGAAUAUCAAACGGAGAAUCGCUUCAAAAACAAGGGCGACGAUAACAAUAUGCUCGCUCACGAUGCUAUUCUUAACACAUUUGAAUUUUCCACGAAUACUGAUAAGGAUGAACCUGUAACGUCUAUGAAAAGCGGUAAGGAAAAAAAUCGCACGACUCAGAACGGAACUUCCGCUUCGGCAAACAGCAGCGAGAAGGUAUUCGCGCUCGGCAACGAAACGGAAACUGUGGAGGCCACUAGCAUGCGCAUGACUCUGACCUCCGGCGAGUAUGAAUUAAAGAUCGUGUCAACGGGAGCGUCGAAUAAAUCGGUGCAGGCUUAUAAAAAUUUAACGAGCGAGCGUAGCACUAAUGAAUCUCAAGCGGCAAACUCGGAUGCUCUGACGAAAAAAUCACAGGCAGAAACGAAUACGGAAGUCGCGCCAUGGUACAAUGACUCGACGAAAGCGAAUAACGCGUCGCAAAAUGUCACAAGCAAUUCCGACCCUGUUAAUUUUGAUGGCGGUCAGGAUGACGUUAAUUAUUCCAGCAGGAGACGCAUAUCGACUGAAAUGACCCGUCAAACGGCGACAGCGACGACAAUGAGUAGGCGAAGUUUAUCGCCGACGAACGACACCGUUCCGAGGAGCUCCAGGGCGGAAGAUAGCUGUACGACACAGAUUAUUAAAAGUAAUUUAUCUACAUCACACAGCGCGAAACAUUCACAUAGAGAUAAGUCGAGAAGACCCGAGGCAUCAUUCGCGAAAGAGGAUUCUCCCUCGGAGAAGAGCGCUAGUAGAUCAACGAGAAUCGAUGCGAAGGACUCGAGGAGUUCUUGGCACGCGAAUCGCAAGAAGUCGAUCUCGAACGACCAGGCAAUUUCUCAUAAAAAGAUAUGCUUAUCGGAGAAUACGACGGCGAAGGAAAGAUGCGGCGAAACCAUCGUACAUCACAAUAAACAUACUCAAGAGGCGGCUACGCAUAAGGAUAAAUCCUGUACUGUCGAAAAAGGAUCCAAUAAAUCGCAUAAUAAACCGAGAGUAAUCGAGAACAUUAGCAUCGCUGAUAGCGGAGAAAGGAUGCGGCUUCUAAAGGAAUAUAGAAGAAUAAAGUAUAAGUCACUUGGCGUUGGAGAGGUCCAUGAUAAGAGUAAGGAUACGCAGGAGUCCUCGGAUUAUGCAGCGAGCAAGAAAUGUCAUCGUUCGUCGAAUCCUGACGAGCGAUCCGCGUCGCAGUCACCGUGCGAUAAUCAACUAUGUCAGAAGGACGUGGCGAGAUCCAAAUCGUCUGAGGAACAGGAAGAAAAGCGCGCGAACAUGUUGAAGACGUUUGUAACCAAGAAUAUGAACCCCGACUUUGCCAUUCAAGUUACGAACGUGAAUUUGAAGCUCAAGGAUGACGAUCACCAGAAAAGAUUGCAGCAUUUAAGAGAAGAGGCGAAGAGCGGCGGUUCUCUUGACGCGAUCAAGAUUGAGAUAAACGUGUCGUGCACGGAACGGAACACGACGGAGAAAUUGCUGCACGAGAAUAUCAAGAAUGCCGUCGCUGAAACGAUCGGUCAUUUGACUAACUCGAUCUCGAAUGGAGCCCGAUCGAACUCGACGAGUAUAACGGAGAUUCAGUGCGACAAGAAGAUGGUCUGCGAUAAAGCGGAUCGCCGGGAUUACGAGAAGUGCAAUCGAUCGCCGUCCACUGUAACGGAAGCAUCUGCAUUUAAUGAAGCUCACGAGAAUCACAACAAUACGGAAAUGAAGCUCAAGGAGGACACGAACAGCGAGACGGUUGUUUCGAAGAAGAGGCGAAGCUCGAUGUCGGAACAAGAAUUGAUCGAUGACGCAUACAAAGAUAACGGUACGUUUUCAAAUACCUGUACAGAACCACCUGGUUGCGAUAUGAUCUUACGAGAUAAUACCGAUCUUUCGAAUAAUGUUAAUACCGAAUCUGAACCAGCAUCGAGCGCCUUGAAAACUUCAAGAUCGGAGCACGCAACGGUCAGAAGGAAGAGUCAAGAGGCAGAAAGGAAGGUCGCUGUUAGCAACUUUUGCAAUGAAGAAUCGAAAGCCUCUUCGGAUAAUUCACCAUACUUAGGAUCGAGGAAUGUCAACGUACAGAAGAAAGAGCACCAAGAAACGACCGUCGCUUCUUCAUGCAGAAGUGGAAGAAAUUUUCAAGAUGAUGCUACGUCUAAAUUAAACGCGGUUCCGUCGACUUCUUCAGGUACGGUCGAGCCCAGCUUGGAAGGUACUAAUUACGAUAAUCCUGUGCAUUUUGAUUACAAUCACUUUGACGUUGCUCCGAACGAAAGUACAGAGGCCGGCGACAGGCGUGCGGACAGAUGGAAAAGACCAAAGAGGGAUGACGGUAGAUUCGGCAACCUCGACCUGUACGAGAGCACCAGCGGUUACGUGAAUCCGACCUUCUCCAGCACGGACGAGUUGGAGAACCUAAAUACAGUUCCUGUGUACACCACCAAAGACGGAAAGAUAACUUACAGUCCUAAUCCUCGAUUCACGUAUCGCGAGUUGAUUAUGGAGGCUCGCGUAAAGGACGGUUACGGUAACUCCCGCGAGCAGUAUUUUGCGAGAUCUCCGUCGUACGAUUAUUACAAUUGUUCCAAGUUACGGAAGAUAUUCAAAAGAAAUCGCGACGUCACUGUCGCCGGUAGGAAGAGGGAGGUCGAUCCUGUCGACGCCAAGCCUGCGACAAAACACGUUGAUUAUAUGUCAAGUAAGAAUGCUCACAAAAACGUUAAUUGCGCGAAAGCUCGAAGUACGUCGCAUUUAGAAUUCUUCAACGAUGACGCGGACAAGUUGUACGCGAACAAGAGCGGUCAGGAGAGCAAGGAAACUAACAAGAAGAAUAUCGUGGAUUUGGAUUUCCUCGAGAAGCAGUACAAUCUAGACAGCCAACCUGCGUCCAGUGUUAAAUCUUGUAAGACGAAAGUAUUUGCGGACAAUCUCGAGUACGAGAAAGGGUAUGGCGAAAGCUCUGUAUUUGAAUCGAAUUUAUUUCUGGAACCAAGAGCCGCAUGUUGGGAAGAGACGAUGGAGUCAAUUAAGUCGUAUUCUUCCCACAUCGACAGGAGGAACAGCGAUAAUAUUAAAGACUUAAAUUUCAGCGAGAUAUUUGUCGCGCAGAAACGGCUGGAUCCCUUCCCGUUUCUGCCCGCAGAGCAAGAUUCUUCCGACAACGGCAAUCGUAAGGUGGAUUGUGACGUGAAUGAGCCAACAUUACAUCACACAACGUGCAAUUACAUUGAGGAUCUACGUUCAAUUCGGGAUGAUGAUUUGCAGUGUGAACAAUCGGACGCGGUUUUAUGUAAUGAGCAAGAAAGUGGAUGUAAUAAUCAAAACGAUGCGUCAGCAGAUAAACCAGUUAGCGAUAAACCAGCAAGCACGCUUAAUUUAUCGUCGAGUACGCAGAGUAACGAUGAGCAUACAGAAAAGCAAGAAUCUCAGUUUGAUAAAGACGAAUCUGACCCGAUUGAACUCGCUGAAAAAGCGCAAUCGUAUUCUUUUAAAAUAACAGAUGAAAAAAUUCACGAUCCAGAAGAUGACCGUUGUUCUACGAAUUAUGUUGAAGACAAGGAAGCCUUAACGGAACAUAUAGUAGAAGAUUUGCAUCCUCGUUGCGUCUCUCCAAAAGAAGAUAAAUUCGAUGUUGAAGUUGCAAAUACGAAAGAAAGCUCGGAUGAAAAUUCUACCAAAGUCGUAAAUUCGUCUAAAUUAAACGUUGAAUCUAAGGACUCGCUUGAUGAACCAAAAGACACAGAAACUGUGAAAGAAUCCGCGCUUACUUCGAAUGAACGAGAUGAUGAAAUCGAUGAUUCGGCGAGAGAUGAUUCAGACUCUGCCGUGAAUCGGGAAACUGUAUCUCAACAAGUUUUAUCACCCUCGAUCAUUCGCGAAGAUAAAGAAGAAACUGCGCCUGCAACGGAAUCGAAUGUUUUGACCGAGAUUAAUUUCGAUCAGAUAGAUGAACAAGACACUCGUGACAAAGGAGAUUCUGCGGUAUCUAAAAAAGACGAACCGAUUGCCUCGCAAAAUCCAUCUGAUGUCGCAUUCGUAGAACGAACCCUCGACGAAGAAGGCAACGAGCAGCAAUUGGAAAAGCCGGAGAACGACGGACAAAAAGCUGAAGUUUCAUUGAAGGAUCAAGGAAACGAUGAAGUCGACACUUGUUGCUCUACGGCAAUAUCUACACCAGCCACUGCUUUGAAUCUACGAGCGGAAGAGAACGUAUGCGAUUUAUUCGCAUGCGAGAGGCGCGAGCAAAAUAUAUCGGAGUUCACCGUUAUCAAGAGCAUUAUUAAAGGCGACAAGCAGCAGUGUGAACAACCUGAGGCGAGUGAGAAUCCCAAUUGCGACAGCAUAAUCAAUUCCAAGUUACUAUGCAUGGAUUCUUCCGAUUGCGGAAUUUAUGCGGAGGACAGAUGCACGCUGACGCAAAUGGCCGAGCACGAUUUCACGGAGGAAGACAGCAUGGUGCCGAUGGUGUGGGAGACGAGCCAGAUCCAGGAAGACGCCGUCAAUCGUUUGUGUAGCAUCGACGAGUCGAUCGAUUUUACAGGCGCGGUUAAUUCGCUCCAGGAUAAUUCAAUUUUAGAUCAUUUGUCCCUGUCGAGGAUGUCAGCUACCAAGGAGCCUCGAGUCGCGGAGGUAAUAACUGAAAUUGAAAGCAAGGCGAUCGACGAGACCGUGCCAAUGGUCGAGUCGGCUGCAGCGAUCGAGGAAUCUGAAGCAACGCCGAAUAACGACGAAAACAAGGAGCAGAAUGAAAUUUCUUCCAGCAGCUGUGAGAAGAUAGCAUACUUGCGCGCGGUAGAUUGCAACGCUAACACAAAGAUGGUCCCUAAACUCGUCAUCAAGAAAAGCGAGACUAGCUCGAAGUUUGUUACGCAGGUGGGUUCCUCUUCCGUUACACAGGAUGACAUAGCUAACAAAUCGGUCUGCCAACCGAAGAUACCAAAGAUGAUCAUCAGAAACGCGAGAUCUCGUCCAGGGACUCCGUCUAUUGCAGCGGUUUGCGAAGGAACUCCUGCUCAAGCAAAUAUCUUGGAUCGGGCUUCACUCACGAACGAGGAUUUAUGCGAGAGCAAUUCCGAAAGUUUUUUGCAGGAGUCCAAUAGGAAUAAGAUUCCCAAGAUGAAGAUUAAAUUGGAUGAGAAGCACUCUAAUAAAAUAGUGAGAGCCGACGAUGCCGACGAGGUUUGCGUUAAACGCAAGAACGUUAAGAAAAUCACCAUAUCAAAGGUAAAAAUAAAGAGUACCUCGAGAUCCGAUCUCGCAGAUAAUUCGGUUUACAACAGUAUGACUUUUCAGGAGCCGAGAGAUUCGGGAAAGUACGAGGAAAAGAUACCUAUACUGAAAUUGAGGAAACAGGAAAGGAACAGGUCGUCAUCUCCAGAAGUGACACGGAAGAGACAGAGCUCGAGCCAUUCGGAAGUGCCGGUCAAGAAGUACAGAAGAUCGGGACGCGAUGAGACAGAACAUUCUACGAGACGCAGUAAUUCCUCCGAUUCAAUGCGAACGAAUGCGAUGGAAUGCGAAACGAAGAAGAAUUCCUUGCGCAUCUCCGAGAAGAUUCCCAAGGUAAUUAUCAAGAGAACGUCGGCCAGCGCGGAAUUCAAAUGCGAGCUGAGCAAGGGCUGCAAGAACGUCAUCGCCAAGAGUGCGAAAUGGCAACCGGAGGUCAAGUUGGAAAGGUACCGUAUCUUGGACAGCAUGGUGAAGGAUUUGAAGUUAACUUUGACCUCCGUUACGUUACGAGCUAUCGACAAAAUCUCCGCAAGUCGCAAGGAUAGCCAUCGUCAAGGAAAGCAAGGUGACUAUAAUUUGCCCAGGUCGAAUUCAACGUCCGACCUACUUCCGGCUAAGUAUAAGCAGAGGAGAAUGUCAGAUUACGACUGUAGAAGAUUCAGUGACAUGUCGAGGAUUGAUGUAAAUUUUGCUCCAUCCCCAGAUACGGAUUCUAGGGAUACCAAGACCUGCACCACGCCGAAGAAGAGUGCGUCGUUCAAGGGUUACAAGUCAACCAACGAUAAGGACAAUAAACGUAGAUCAAGAUCUCGUGACAAUAAUUCACGAUCGAAGACGGACGUUACUUCGCCCGAUAAAGAUAUCAAUCAGUCAUCUGAAAAAGCUAACUCACAGAAAACUACCUCUCAAUGCGAUAAGUACAAGACUGAUAGUUUUGAUAUCAAUUGCGAACAGGCGGUGGAUGCGAACGAAGAUACGAUUUUAGAUAAGCUUGACCAGAAGAAUACUCUCAAACACCCAAGCAGCUCGAACUUUAAGCUCGCAUUAAAAGAGUUGAAGGCAACAUCGAAGAUAGAAACCUGUUUCGCAAAAUUAACCGGUCCGAGCGAAACAUCGUCCGAAGAACAUAAUUUACAAAUUGGAGUAGAGGGCAAGGAGCAGAGGAAGGAGCGAGAUGAUGAUUCUUUCUUCAGCAAGAACGCCAGCGAAAUUAUGAUAAAGAAGGAACGUUUGAGCUCCAGCGAUAUGGACAACGAUUGCACUCCUCUGCAGGACAUCGAUCUGCUUAAGGACGACUCCGCGAGUAUGUUGGAUAAUUUCGAGGUGGAUAACAGCACUGUCAUUAAAGUCGAGUCUUCGGACGAUAGCCAGUCGACCAUAGAGAUAUUACCUGCUUCGCCAGACGAUAAUCAUAGCGAGCUGGAAAGGCAUAUGAUCGAGAAUGGCGACACCGAGCAAUUGUAUUCGGCGGACGCAAUUCCAACUCAGUUCGAACUGGAGUUAGAGAUCACGGACAACAGCAAUACAGAUCUUUUGGAUGUAUCUAUGCCGAAACUUGAUCCUGUCAUCUGUUACAGUUCGCGUCAUGCAUCUGAAGAGGCGAGCGAUCAAACUGCGAAGUUGGAACGUUAUAACAAAUCCGAGGCUUCCCCUGGCGGCAAGAAUUCGCUUGGGAAAGAUAAACGUGUCGUGGAGAUCGAUAUUAGCGGCGAUGACAGAUCUGCAUUGGAGAACAGCGCGGCUGGCUCUGUCGGAGAGGUCUCUUCGAAAACUCCGUGUUGCAAGGCAACGAGUUUCGCUGCGACGAGGGAGAAUUUCUGCUGCAAUGACUCCUUGAUAAAAGAAGUUUUGGCGGCCAAGGAGACCCUGAAGAAGUGCCUUUCGAAAUCCAGAUACGACGUGCCGAACAGCGCGAACGGUAACGCGAGACCAAAGACAGCCGCGGAGAAAAAGCAGGGCUCGAGUUUCGAUAUCAACAACUUCCCGGACGUGCCUUCGAAUGACGCUUCUCAAGACCGUCAUAACGACAUUGGGCCUCAUAAGGGCUGUACACCCACGGAAAAUAAACACAACAAGACUGAGAAUAUACCUAAUGCCGAGAAGUCUGAUAGAAAACAUUCCAAGCAAAGCAAAAGUUCUUUCCUGAAGAAGAAACCAAAAUCACCUGAGAAAAACGAAGCAGAUUCCAAGAAGACGGUAACAACGGACACGCCCGAAUGCAAUACAAUAUCCUUGAAGACAUUUAAACAGGCUGUGUCGGACGAGAGCCUAGUAGCUUGUACCGUACACUUAAAUGCGAAAAGAAAGAAUCCGACAGGUCGAAACGACGAUGAUCCCCAUCAAGAUGCACAGCGGAAAGAAAAGAAUCGGACGUCGUCCAAAAAUUCCAAGAUAUCGAGAUCCACCGAUCAGGGGAAUAACACGAGCAACGCAAAAGAAAUUAUCAUACCCAAGGAAGACAACAUGCCGAUAUUAGAGCCCGAGGGUAACGUAAAUUUCGAUACGAAUUCAGACAGAGAGACUUCCAGAUCGCCGCCGGUCAUUACGAUUCAGGAUAGCGAAGAUCUCGAUACAGCGGAGUCCAAGCUGUUGGACGACAAAGUCAUAACGUCGAGCAUUAAAGUUGAGAGCAAUACAAAGGACGUUCACAAGAAGAGCGAGAUGUCCAUUGUCGAGCUCAUAACUCAAUUAGUUUACCAUGAAAAGGCGACGAUAAAACACAGACGAUAUUGCAACCUGUGCGAAAGGUGGUUCCCUACAACAUCGCGGCAUCGACGGCACUUGGCUGGAUACCAACACCGUCACAUAGAACUGACACAACGUAGAAGCAUUCACGCACUGUUCACGCUCUUUACAGGCAACCCUUGCCCCAGACUAGUACCGGCGAAUGUUGUACGAAGUGAUUGUUCCGUAGGUGAAUUAACGCCAUUACAAAUUGCGGUACAGGAUGUCACAAAGUGCCUCGACCGCACACAGCAAAGUCCUAGGAAAGAAAACGACGUUGAUAAAUAAUCGCGAGUAAGUUAUUUGGAUUAUACAAGCAUAUAUAUAUAGUUACUGUGAUUAUAACGGCUUAUAGUGCAAUCUUCUACAAACGUUAUAAUGAAAGAUGAUACGAAUAUUUUAUAUCGCGGCUGGAUCGCAAACGACCCAGCUGCCACUGUUAAUGGCGUCAGCAUCGAAAUUUUAACUUCUAAAUAACGAACGCUUUGAAAGAUUUGCUGAUUUUAGCUAAGUCAACCGAUGUGGGUCAUCAUUAACAAAGAGUUACCCAAGGUACACUUCUAGCUCGCAAUUAGAUGUUUUAGCCAAAGAUUUUAACAAAACUAUAUAAUACACGUUCGAUUGUUUACAAUUUUCAAAAGAGACUUCGGUCUUUUAUUUGUACAAAGUUUUACGAGUGAUAUUCAACCGCUGAAUGUGCUCACACUGCGAAUUUUUAUUUAUAUUAUGGAGAGACUUAUAUAUAAAACACGUAGAUAUAUAUAUAUACAUAUAUAUAUACACGCGUACAUAUGGAUAUAAUUCGUCAUUCCAGUUUGCAAAAAUAUGUACACUGGCAACAUUAUGUUAGUAAGAGAUGUAUACGGUUAAAAUUAUGUUAAAAAAAAUACGUUUUAUGGUACAAUUACGUCUCUGCUAACAGCGAUAGAUAAUGUGCAAGGAGAAAAAUGAAACAUUCCUAUAUUAUACAUAUAGAUAUAUAUGAAAGAAUCUGAGCUAUGGGAUAUUAAAAUAAUUUAUCUUGCAUAAUGAAAAAUUUACUUAAUAACACUGUUUGCAAUUUCUACAUGUCGAUUUGUCGAUAUAUUCUCACUGUGCGUUGGUGUUAAACGCACUCGAAAUGGCCUAACAUUUUACUUUGUUGUUUGUUUCCAAGUUGUUAUCAUUGUUGAUGAAAUUUUCUUUGUAAUAAUUUAUUUGAAUGUUAUUUUAUUUAUAUAUUUUAUCGAUGUUAUUUUAAAAGUAAUGAUAUUAAAUCGUGUAUCGUAAAAUACGAAGACAAAAAGUAUACAUGCGCGCGUGUGUAUAUACUUUCUUCGUAAAAGAAAAACCUUUAUUAUGACAGUAUUGUCAUUACUAAAUUUAUUAAAACAUUUUACGUAACAGUUUACGUAGAACAAACAAUGUCUCAUAGCUCAUAUUAUAGUUAAUAAUGCAAAAGCUGUGGUAAGCGUUAGAAAAGAUUGUGGAGAGGAUCUGCAUCCAAGCGUUAUUAGAUAUUGAUGAAUACCUAUAUUGCCAUAACACACAGAAGAUCUAUUGAAGCAAAACUCGUGAUAUUAAUAUUAGACAAAUUUUUAAAGUGAGCAAGAUUUAAGGCCAAUCUCAUUAUACGACAUAAUUUCUCCGUGCAAUACGAGCUAAAUUAAAAACAUACACGUUAUAUCUCAUAAUGUGCGCGGUGUUCAAGCACUGGAUAGUGUUGCUCCGCAAUAUGUAUCAACCCUAAAGUCUCUGUUAACACAGGUUUUAUUACAGUGAUAGUUUCAUCCUCCCUUUUCACCUGUUUCGCACUUGAUUUUUAAACUAUUUAAAGUGUAUUUACUAUAAGAAUGUCGAUCGCGACAGUAAACGAUGCAGUCGAGAAGGUUUGCGUUGUACAAUUUUAAUUGAAGUGUGAAAAAGUGUGUCAAGGGUGAAACAAUUCCUUAAAGCGCUAGUUCCUGGCUUUAGACGGAGUUUUAAUAAUAUUACUUGUUAAGAGGCUACAAUGAAAUGUUAUAUUAAUACAGGGUCGAUUGAUUGUAUUCGGCGAUCGUUUAACGAUAUUUCCUAAUUUAUCUUACGAGGUUUAACACAGAGAGUGAAAGCGUUUUCAUCAAUUCUAGUUCUGGACCAAUUUAACUAAAUACAGUAGUUAGGUGUGUACGUUUAUGAAUUGUUAUUGAAGUUAGAGACUCUUUGUUUUUCUUUAUUUGUUCCAAAUGUUUUUAGAUUUUAUUCGCACGAGUGCCUUAAGAUACACCUAACAGUAUUUGUUGUAUCGUGUUAUAUAUAUUAUAUAAAAAAAUAUAUAUAUAAAGAUCUAUACAUAUAUAUACAUAUAUAUAAUAAGUAAAUCUAUAUAUAUAUUUGUAGAUUCUUGAUCUACAGAACAUGUUUAUACACAUGUACAUAAUUUUGCCUUAGUUAUCGGAGCACACGCAUUGUCAACUAUAUAAUUUUUAAAUAUGUAUUGAGAGAUUGGGAUGAAAUAUUUUAACGAGUCGCUACUCUUGAUUGAGAAAUCAGAAUUUUUUACAGGAAACGUACAAAAUGUACUAAAGUUUAUUGUUGCUAUUGAAACAAGAUACAUCGCCACAAGCACACACACCGUGUAAUACAGGUUCAAAACCAAAAUGUUCAACGUUGUCAUACUGCCUGAUAUAAAAGUUGAUAAUUUUUUGCAUAAUCAGUACAGUAAUUUGAUACCACAUUGGUUGUUGGUAUUGCACUGAUGAAACGCAUGAUCACUACAGAUACAAUAAUUUAUACCGUUACAGUAAUAUACAGAACAAAAUAUUCAGAAAAUUAUAUAUAAUAUAAAUUAUUAAUAGCGACGACAGAUUGUUAAUUUUUGAUAAAUCUGCGAAUGUAAUGAUUACAAAGGUUCGUAUCGAAAAGAUUCAUAUAUAAAAUGUGUGUACAACAUGCAUUUCAAAUGAUAUCAAGUGAACUUAAAAAGCGUCGAUAGAAUAAUAUAAUGAAAGUAUAUAAAAGAGCGUCCUAUAGAGAUACAAUAAUUAUUAAAAUAUGAAAUUUGAUAUAAUGAAUCGUUGUGAAAUAAUUUUGAUUUUUUUUAUGUAUAAGAUAGUUACAUGAAUAUCUUUGACAAUUAAUUCUCGAUGAAUACUGUUAUUAUUUGUUAUGCAAAACUCAUUAUCACAGUUUUGAAACUAAUCAGUUUUCGAAUAUAUCUUCGUAGUACAAAACAUCAAAUAUAACAAAACGUAUAUUAAUGUUACUACAUUGCAGUAAUCAAAUCUAUAAAUAUUUUUAGAUUUAAAGAAAUAGAAUAUGAAUAUUUUAUAAAGUGUUAAUUCUCACAAUGAUAUAUAAUAUAUAUACAAUACAUAUUAUUAGAUAUUACGUGAAUAUAUACAAUAAUAUAUACAAGUUCCGCUGCGUUAUGGUUUAACUAAAUCAUAAAACUGCUGCUGUGUUUAGUUUGUAUAUUAUUAAUUAUAUUGGAAGAUAUAUAUGUACAAAAAAGUUACCGUGCUCCUGUAACUAAGGCUUGUUGUGUACGUAUAUCAUUUUUGUGUGCUCGAUGUGCCUAAAAUUUUAAAAUGUUAUAUGCAUCACAUGUCCACAAAACAUACAUAUAAAAAUAUAUAUAUAUACAUACAUAUAUAUAUAUAUUGGAAUUGAUGUACAUGGAAUAUUUUAUGAAUUUAUACAUCACUUGUACAUUGCGUAAGAAAAGUUCCUCGAACUAUGUAUAAAUAUCAAUAUUGUACAUUAAAUCCGUACAUUGAUACGAUUAAGCAUGUAUUCCUUUUAAAGGAAAUUGACAAAUUGAAGAACUCUUUUAAAUGCCUCAUUCAUUAAGUCACUCGUAUAGUUUUAUGCCCUAGCGUUUGCGAAGAAAGAGUGAGCUGUAAUAAUGCAUCGUACAUGGGCAUUACUGAUCGUCUACGGAAUUUCCGAUUUAUGCAUAAUUAUUACGUGGCGUCGUAAAGCGAGAAUGAAUUCCUGUAUGAACUUAACAAAAUGAGAAAUGUUAAUCGUUCAUCCGAAGAUCGACUAAAUUUGCCGUGCGUUAAGAACUACCGAAUUUUAAAGAAUUGAAUGACGAGUAGCAGUAGAUCGGUUUUCUGACUUCCACUAAUGUAAAUCUGUAUAAGCUCAUGCAGGAGUGUGUUUCCGAAUAUUGAGGAAUCUUCGUUAGCUAAUUUGUGUAUAUGACAUAUCUUAAUAUAUUGACAGUACAGAUCGCGAAUUACUUGUACUGGAUUAUUUUACCGAAACGUGUAUGUAUCUGUUUAUUAUAUAUUUAUUGCCUUGCAUUAAUUAUAAAUGUGUGCAUAGCGCUCGAAUGAAUUAGCUUUCUGAGACACAUGUUUGCUCUUAAAGUAAAUUUUGAAAUUUAUGUACAUAUAUAUAUCGUUAGGAAAUUUAUUCACGCAAAAUCUAAAAUUGAAAUGUAAAUAUUAAAUAGUUUCUCUUUCGUCUCGAAUCUUAAACGUAAACGUUUUGCGUGUUGCAUACAGUUUCUUAAUUUAUUCUGGUAACUUUUUAUGAAGAAUAAAAACUGCAUUUCAUAUUUAAUAUGGAAAUUGAUUGAACUCGAUGUGUGUUCUUUACAAACAUGUGUGUGCGCAUUAAACACUAAUUCUUAAAUCUCCACUAUGCAAAAAGUUCUUUAUACGAGCCUAAUGAAAUCUUAUUAAAUAAAAUUUGUAGUUAUUCUGUAGUAUUUCUCGUCUAUGACAUGAUUUCUAAUGUUAUCUCAUAUCAAAAGGUAAUUCACACGUUGGAAAGGGAUUUAUAUCACGUGACGAAUCACGACGCAUGCAUCAUUAUAAUUCUGAGGUUCUGGGAUAAAUAAUUAAGUGACACCGUGUUCGUUGAAAGUGACGUUUUUGAUUAAUAUCGAUUUUCGAUGCGUAAUAUUAUUCCUGCGACCUUCUGCGUGCAACAUAUCGCUUUGCGCAUCGUGUGUGAGAACUCGUACCUUUUAACGAUUUUAUUGGAAAAUGGCGCACGACAUAAGACUUAACAGAAAUCACCAUUCCUGCCUGGAGGGAUUGUCAACGGAAUUGCAAUUGCGAGAAUUUAAUGAGUGCGCAAUCAUUCCACGAAUUACAGUAGCGUAAUCUGUAAACAAUAGGGAUACGAUGAGUUUUACGAUAUGUUAAUUUCUGUUAUUAUAUUUACACGUACUUAGGCUAUGAGAGUGUAUAAAGAGUUCGGGUUAUUAUAGUCAAAUGGAAAAUAAAGAUUGAAGUGUAUGAAGAAA